Messenger RNA from Branchiostoma floridae (Florida lancelet), 4805 nucleotides. RefSeq names its product transcriptional repressor p66-alpha-like. Gene Ontology annotation, biological process: negative regulation of transcription by RNA polymerase II. The coding region runs from base 374 to 2485 and encodes 703 amino acids. Lineage: Eukaryota; Metazoa; Chordata; Leptocardii; Amphioxiformes; Branchiostomatidae. The record is from RefSeq and is a predicted model, not a curated record. Gene Ontology annotation, cellular component: NuRD complex. The transcript is spliced from 8 exons.
ACCCCUAUCCCAGAAAACCACGCCAGUGCCAAGCUGAGGGUUCUUCCCCAUUGUCAGAAGGGGUGAACGUCCACAGACAGGCCCCACUGGCCGCCCUUUGUCUUAGGUGUAAGAAUAAUAUUCGACGUCCUUUGUCAUAUCUUACCUGUCAGACUUUCAUCUACAUCAAGUGAGGUCAGCAUAACGAGUCUUGAGUGGACAUUUUGUCAUCUGUAAAAUUUCGGAACCCGUACGUCCCACGUUUGUGCGCUGACGAAGCGUCAGGUCUGGAGAGACACUGCGAAUCGUGAGGGUCACGGCCGUCACUCGGACGGUCUCGUUUUUCGGCAAAUUGAUUUAAUCAUCAGUACUGUUGGGUGAACCAGAAAUAAUCAUGGAUGCCUCUCCAAAGCCAGCAGAUAGUGAGGCAGCCAAUGCAGAGGUUCCAGACAAGUCUGAACUGCAGGAGGAGCCUGAGAAGGCAUCAGAGCAACCAUCACCAUCCAAAAGACCUUAUGAAAAGGAUGACUCAGACCAAGAGGAGACAGCAGAUGCUCAGGCUGCAAAGAAGCCAAAAUUGGACACAGAUGCAGGAACAGAGGUGGAAGCAGAGGCUACGACAUCAUCAGAACAGUCUGCUGAGCCUGAUGCUGAGGUUGAACCAAAUGCUGACCCAAAGGAGAGCGCAGACAUCGAAACGGACAGCAAGGCUGUGGAGGAAGGGACUACUGAAGCUGACAGCAAGGCUAGAUCUUCUGAGAAUAACACCGAAGAUGAAGCCAGUCAGGACAGUAUGCAGUCCAUGUCCAGUAAAAGUUCCAAGCAGAACCCAGACUCCACCACUAACGAGCAGGAUGAGGAGGUGUUGGACUUUUCCAGGUCAGCUCGAGAUGCCAGCGACAGUGAAAGUGAUAGUGAGAGGAGAACAAGGAAUGCCAUCAAGAAGGAGCCAGUUGACCACAUGGAUACAUCAGAGGCUGUUAAUGGUGAUGCCAACAGAACGGAGCCCAGCAGCCGAGCAUCUUCACCUGACUGCAUCGUCCUGUCAGACGACUCGGAUUCCAAGAGUCCAGUCACCAAUGGACAUGAUGAAGACGCAGCCAGCAAGUCUGCUAACAAAGGGGAGAAGAAGAAUGGCCUAAUGUCUGCCGAGGAUCACGACAAGGUCAUUAAAAAACUGAAAGAGGAGCUGAAAAGUGAAGAAGCCAAGCUUAUUCUCCUGAAGAAGAUUCGACAAAGCCAGGUUCAGGUACAAAGAGAGAACACAGCCCCAGGUGGUAAAGUGGCAAUCCCACGGCAGCCCACAGCGAGUGGCCCACCUCCGCUGGUCCGCGGUGGCCAGCAGCCCAACCAGAGGGGCCAGGCCGGCAUGCCGCAGCUCAUGAGAGGUCCCAUGGUGCAACAGGCUCGACAGCAAGGUCCGCCACCACUCAUCAUGGCGCCGCGGGUAAGCACGCCGAGCGGGAUGAAUGCCAACAACAUGGUUGGGAUGCGUGGCACCAACAUCAACAUCAUUCCGCUGCAGAUGAUCCGCCCUGUCAAUCAGAAUUCUGUUGCCGUGACGACAUCCAACCUGUCAGGGUCGUACCAGCCCAUCCAGGUGCACCAGGUGGCCUCGCAGCACCCAGGGACCCCGCCCAGCCAACAGCAACAGGCCAACGACCCUCAGACCGCAGCCAGCAGACAGGCGGCCGCCAAGCUCGCUCUCCGCAAGCAGCUGGAGAAGACGCUGCUGCAGAUCCCUCCCCCCAAACCUCCGCCACCAGAACUCACAUUCCUGCCCAGUGCUGCUAACAAUGAGUUUAUAUGCCUGAUUGGGCUGGAGGCAGUGGUGAACAAUAUCCUGGACAUGCAGGACCCCAGUAGGAACGCAGUACGGGCCCAGCCCGAGCCUCUGUUCUGCAAGCAGUGUAAAACAGACUUCUCCGCCAUGUGGAAACAAGAGAAACCAGGAAGUCCAACUGUCAUCUGCGAGCAGUGUGUAACAACCAACCAAAAGAAGGCACUCAAGGCAGAACAUACCAACAGACUGAAGACAGCAUUUGUCAAGGUUAGUUCAGUGAUGGAUCUCCAAACCAGUGCUGAUCACUACCUGGCCCUUCAGCAGGAGCAGGAGAUCGAGCAGCGCAUGAACCAGACUCUGCCCACCUCCUCCUCCACUCCCUCAUCCUCCUCCCCUGCCAACCUGACCACCACCCACCAGCACCAGCUGCAGCAGCUGCGCACCCACCAGCAGGUGAGGAGUCGGGGGCGGGGCAGGGGACGGGGCAGGGGCAGGGCUGGGCUUCUCCAAGCCCACAGUCGCCAGUUUCACAGCCAGUCUCGCAGCAGCAACUCUCACGUCUUCAGCCACUUCGGCCAGGCCUCCAACAUGCAGCCAGGCAUGUUUCCCUACCAGGUGGUGCAGAACAAGCCAUCCUCCGCUGCCGACCGCCACCGCGAGUACCUUCUAGACAUGAUCCCAUCCCGGUCCCUUCCACAGACAACAAUAUCAUGGAAGCAAUAGUCCUGUAGCUGCUAGGUCCAAACCAGUAGUGGGGAUGGGUGGUUGUGACAUGUACGCACAGAUGGUCUAGUGUUUGUAAUUUGGAACAAGCGUUAGCUUGAAGUCCUGGUUUCACUUAUAUCUGCUCUGACUGUUGCUAUCCGACAGCAGAUACAAGCUAGACAAGAACAGACAUCAGGCUAGGAGAUAUGAUAGUGGACUUAGAAUUAUGUUUAUGCCAGUAUGAGGCCUCUUGGCCUUUAACUUAAGGAUGGUCGUUCUGUAGCUAUCAAGAAUUUGUUAAGUAUGGAGCAGUCUUGAAAAGCCCUUGAUUGUGACAUUCUUUUAUACUGGUUGAAAAUACAUGCAUUGAUUGGUAAAUAUAUGUAUCUACACAUGUAUAUGUAUAGGCCCUGUGAAAGUUGAUACCAAGAAAUAUCGUAUACGUUGACAGAAAUCUUCCAGGUCCGUUGAUGUAAAGAGUAUUUUCUGUGUUAUGCAGCAUCAGUGCACAUGACUGGUUUAAGUGCAAAUACUGUGGUGCCAUUUAUGGACUUGAGAUGUGAGAAACCAAAUGACUAGCCAUAACAAAUACCACACAACUACGUAAUUAACAUCAACCCUUUUCAAAUGAUAUGAUAUAAUCCACAUACUUCAUGACACUGGCAAAAAUAAAAGCAUUGCAUUGCACAGAAAAGAAAGGACCAACAAAUCGUACAAAACUGUGCUCAUUGUGUGAAUGUCAGGUACUCUUGAACCUCAUAUACACCAUACCUCAAGCUGUGGUCUUACUAUAGUACUAACCAGGAAUGUAUUUAAAACUGACAGUUACCAUGGUGUCUUGGCUCUAGUAGAACAAUUGACAGCAUUACAACAUUUACUUUGCUAUCCUCACAUUACAUUAAAAUAAGCGCAAUGGCUGUCCAGCUUGAGGUAAAUUGUUCAUUCACAUAAACAAUUAGGAGAUCACAGCAAAACCAUUGUAUUUCCCUGUAGUAUGCAUAUGGGUUCCCAAACAUAUCGAAGUAAAGGCUUGCCUACUGCAUGAAUGUGGAGAGUGCCAUAAGUAGCAUGGAAUCACAAAUUUCUACCAGUACUUGACACAGUAGUAUGUGGAAUACCGGCUAAAGCAUGCCAUAGAGUGUGCCCUUACCAGUUGGUUUUAUGCUUGUAAUACAGUUGCAUAAUUGUGAAAAUUGUAUUUUCCCCCGAAUGGUUUCAAGGGAAAAGAAGGUAAUGUGUACUGAAAGAUGGUAUGACUAAAGAAACCCAGUAUUGGUUUGUCAGCUAACAUUGGUCACUUUGAAUUUGGAAAGAUGUUGGUAGUCUCAAGAAAUGGCAAUGCAUGAUUCUCUUCACUACACAAAACAAAUAUAAGGUACAUGUACUGAAAGGAGUGUACCACUUAAUCCCAUGGCACUUAACUCAAUAGCCAGUUAAAAUUUAGGCUACGCUUUUAAGUGGAACUUCAGAAAUAUGGAAAUCUGCUUGUCAAAUUGAAAAGAGAUCAGUGUUGGCUGCAAGUUGUGUGCCUCUCGCCAGACGAAUGUCCUGAGGAAUUCAUUAUUUCCUGCUGCAAGAAACAGUAGACAAGACUGUCGUCCUGUACUUGCUUGUGCAUCUCAGUUGUUUCAUAUUCUGAUAUCUAAACUUGGAUUUUCAUAUUGUUAAAUCCAGCAGGUCAAUAGAAUAUCUCAAGACUGAUGAUAGAGAAUUACCCUGCACGCUUCUUCAAACUGCUCUUAUGUCCUUGAUUUGUUAUCAUCCUUCACAAAUCUUUUCCAUUUGUUGACUGGAGACAUAGAUCAGUCUACUAUUGUAUGACAUCAUGUACUUACUAGUAACUUGAGGGUAAUGCUGGCACUACAUGCAGCUCCUCUCAUUGUGCCAUUGAUGCUGAUAGGUUUGAAUUAUCACCUGCAGAGCAUGUACAUAAAAUGUGUUUACUGCAGUUCAUUUAUGAAGUGCAAGGAGGCGUACGUCUCGUGUCCCUCUAGUACCAGAUUUGCGACUACUCUUGAAAGAGAAUAUUUUGGCUUCUAUAUUUCAUUACUUGUCAUAUUUGUACCCUUUAUUUAUGGUGACGUUAGGGACAAACCUGUAAGAACCUCCUCUUGUUGUCUAAAGACUCAUCACCAUUUUGUUUACCACCUGUGCAAAAUUCCUAAUACAAUGUGAAUAUUUAUUGUCAAGGUUUAGUUAAGAUGUUGAAUUCCACUGAUGAUGUGAACUGAGAGUACAGUAUGGAGAGCCCAUGAUGGGUAGCCAAUUACAAUAUGCUAAUGAUAUUUUCAAAAAUUGAUGUUGACAUGUAGCAAAAAAUAAAAGCCUGUGAACAGGA